AUGUCGGGAGUGUGGGUGUUCAAGAACGGGGUGGUGCGGCGGGUGGAGAACCCCGGGGCCGGCGUGGGGGAGGGGAUCAGCGGCGCUUCAGGCAGCAGCCGUCGACGGAAGGUGCUGGUCCACCUGGCGACGGAGGAGGUGAUAACAUCGCACGAGGUACUGGAGAAGAGGCUGAGGGAGCUGGGUUGGGAGCACUACCCCAGCACGCCCGACCUCAUCCAGUACCACCAGCGCUCCUCCGUCCACCUCAUCUCCCUCCCCAGGGAUUUCUCCCGCUUCUCCUCCGUCCACAUGUUCGACAUUGUCGUCAAGUGCAGGAACAUCUUCGAGGUGCGCGACGCAUGA
This is a messenger RNA of Zingiber officinale, 345 nucleotides long. RefSeq names its product flowering-promoting factor 1-like protein 3. Gene Ontology annotation, biological process: regulation of flower development. The transcript has a single exon. The record is from RefSeq and is a predicted model, not a curated record. NCBI's taxonomy places the organism in Eukaryota, Viridiplantae, Streptophyta, Magnoliopsida, Zingiberales, Zingiberaceae. Bases 1 to 345 code for a protein of 114 amino acids.